This is a messenger RNA of Cicer arietinum (chickpea), 970 nucleotides long. RefSeq lists its product as uncharacterized. NCBI's taxonomy places the organism in Eukaryota, Viridiplantae, Streptophyta, Magnoliopsida, Fabales, Fabaceae. The record is from RefSeq and is a predicted model, not a curated record.
GUUACUUGCAAGUUACAAAGUAAACUAAUCCCUAAUCACAAAAAUUACUGCCUCUUCAUCACGCUUUCCACUAUGAAUUCAAUGCACCCACACAAUCACCAAUUCUCAAACCAAACCACCUUUGUUUUCCUUUCACACCUCAAACUGCAUAUUUUUCUUUCCUACUUGAAAUUCUCAAUAUUAGUCCAUUAAGAAAUUAACCCAUGAUUUCAUCUAAAGCAAUUUAAUCAUUCAUCGUAAAAAGAUUGAAUUUUUAAUGGGUGGCCAACAAAAGAAGAUUAGUCAAAGAGCACAGAAUCAGGUUAUGGGUUUCACAAUUUCUCACAAGCAUGCAGGGUUUGCGCUUAUGCAGAACUGUGAUCUUCCUCCACCUUCUAAGGUUUUUUUGGGUCCAGAUAAGACGGUUAUAUUGUCCAUGAAUAGGGUCUGUAACAUUUCAGGCAAAGAGGAGCAAGAUAGCAAACACUAUGGUGCUGAUGAUGUAAAGAAUAAAAUAGAGCUUCUUAAGGCGUUGAAAUCAUCUCAAAUGCGGGCCAGAGAAGCAGAAAAUAUGGUUGCAAUUCUAAGCAAAGAAAGGGAUGGUCUCUCUAUUGCUUUGUUGGAAGAGGCCAUGCAGUUGUUUGCUUGUCGCCAACGGAUGAGAUUGCUUGAGCUUCAAGUUUUGAACCUGCAACAAUCGAACAUGUCUAGUUGCUGUUCCAGAUCAACAGAGGGAGCUGUAGGAUUACCCAAUGAAGAUGACCACGAUGAAGAAACCACUGGUGUUCCAUGGAUUCUGGCUUUGAUUUUUUCUUUGGGAAUUGGGGUUCCUACUGCCCUUGCUUACGGAUACUAGCCCGGCUGCUAUUGCAGACGCAUUGUUGAUACAUGAAAGAAAAUCCGCAUAUGCAAAUUUUUGCUUUAUACUGUAUCAUACUCAAAUAUAAUUUCUUACUAAUCCAUUGUCUCAAACAAUAUUAUUGCAGCUGUA